AUUAACGGUACUUGGGAUAGGAUUGGGUGUGAUGAUGGCUUGACCAGUAUUCUGAGGUGAUUGAAUCGGAAGUCGGGAACGACCACGAUGACCUAAACAUGUUUUAGAUCGACUGGCAUGAAACUGAUUCAAAAGUUUGGAUAUGUCCUGGAUGCGAUCGACCAGAUAAUGGGCAAGAAGCAAUGAUUGCGUGUGAUUUAUGCGACGACUGGUAUCACUGGGAUUGUGUUGGAAUAACUGAAGAACCACUCGAGAAUGUGAACUGGUAUUGUCCAAAAUGUCACAGUGCUGGUGGGGCUAUCAAACGUGCUAAUAAUAAAUUUUCUCAAAAAAGAUGA
This is a messenger RNA of Didymodactylos carnosus, 338 nucleotides long. The record is from the annotation of a GenBank genome assembly. Lineage: Eukaryota; Metazoa; Rotifera; Eurotatoria; Philodinida; Philodinidae.